This is a messenger RNA of Phytophthora sojae, 516 nucleotides long. RefSeq lists its product as hypothetical. The transcript has 2 exons. The annotation marks the transcript as partial. Lineage: Eukaryota; Oomycota; Peronosporomycetes; Peronosporales; Peronosporaceae. The record is from RefSeq and is a predicted model, not a curated record.
GAACGGAGUGGAUAUCGAGUGUACGCAGCUCACAAGGAUGGUCAGCUAGCGUUGAGCUUCGACCCCGCCGGCGUGGGCUUCUUAAACGCCUACCCGAGCGGCAAGACGCUGCUUUCGACGACAUCCGACGGAGACGGACUGCUUUUCGACACGAACAGUGGUGGAAUUCUCCGUCAAUGGAAUGCUCAGGGCAGUCUUCGUGAUGGUUCAUGCCAGCCAGUCAACUAUCUAGGUAAAGAGCCCGAUGGAUCGCUACUUUGCCGUUUAAGCGAGCAUCUCGCUAUUCGCGAACAGGUGUGGCACAACCCGAUCUCAUUGCGCAUUUACUUCUCAGGGGCACCGGAGAUUCGACACGUGUUCGUCAACUCGGCCAACCGAGCCGAACCUUCCAACAAAGAUGCGUGCGAUCAAGUGUUCGGGAAAGCAUCGUCGACCGCUAAAGCCGCUAAGGCAAAACCACCACCGAUAGCGCACGUGGAUUUGGUGAGCAGCAUCCGCGCUGCUGUUGCUGGUCUU